Molecule: messenger RNA, 2755 nt
Organism: Cryptomeria japonica (Japanese cedar)
Lineage: Eukaryota; Viridiplantae; Streptophyta; Pinopsida; Cupressales; Cupressaceae
Product: tRNA-dihydrouridine(47) synthase [NAD(P)(+)]-like
Exons: 10
Coding region: 308-2440 (710 amino acids)
Biological process (GO): tRNA processing
Molecular function (GO): RNA binding; metal ion binding; tRNA dihydrouridine synthase activity
Source: RefSeq, a predicted model, not a curated record
CCCGGAGCCGCUUCCAUCCUACCAUGAGUCUCCAACCUCUGAUUAUUUAAAUCAAUAAGUGCAAAUAAAUUUGAAAGAAAAAGAGAAAAAGACCAUAGUUUUUGAAUGGAAUAAUCCACAACAGAAACCCAAACCCCAGCUUGUCUUAGCGAAAGCAAAGACGCUAGUGUAAAACUUUCCUGAAUAUGGCGCAGCCAGCUACGUCUGCAAUCAUCACAGAAAAUUUUCUAUCAUUGCCGUAGAAUGCAGAUUAAUUUAAAAUAAAGCAAAUCAUCAGUAGGUUAUCCUUAUACCACAUCUAUUGUACAUGGAGGCCCAAGUAACAGAGGUCCUUCCCUCAGAAGAUAUGUCUGAUCAUAUGGGUGUUGAUAUUGAUAAAGCAAAUGCAAACGAAGUGGGUUCUGCUUGUUUGGCCAAAUCCGGUGAGGGUGGCGAAAUUUUGGAUUACCCAAGUGCAGAAGAGUUGGUUUCCAAAGCCAGGGCUCCUGUGAAGAAGGAAUACGUGAGGGCUGCUCCUGCUGUAAGGCCUAUUAAUGAAUGCAAGAAAGUUUCUACAGAGAAGAAAUCGAAAAGGCAGCUUAAAAGAGAGAGGCAACAGGAAAGGAAAUCAGCACAAAAUAUCUGUGUUGCUGUGGCGAAGGCAGGUGAUAUCAAAGCAUGCAAUUAUGGAGAUAAUUGCCGUUUAAGUCAUGAUCUAGAAGGCUUUCUUGCUCAGAAACCUCCAGAUCUCCCUGGAAAGUGUCCUUUUAUAUAUAAAACAGAACCAUGCCAAUAUGGAGUUGCUUGUCGAUACGCUGGAACUCAUAAAGAGCGUGAUUCCUUACAAGUAGAGAAUGCCUUAAGUGAUGCUAGUUUUGAGAUGAAUAGUCUUGUCAAAGAUUUGCAAAAGCUUAUUUGGAAAAAUGCUGUAACAUUCCCAAAGGCAGAAGAGCAACUUAAAAACCUGGGGAUUCUGGAAAAAGGUAAACCAAAGUCAGGCAAAACGGUUGAAAAACAUGUUGCUCCUGAUCAUGUUACAGAGGACGAGUCUGUUGAUUCUCCAAGGGUUGAGAAAAUUGAUUCAGAAUCUUCUGUUCUAUCCAACAAAAGUAGCUGCCCGUGCUUAUCUGGUACUGAAAAUAACGAGGGGGGAAAUAAUCAAAAUGGUGAUCUUCCACCCUCAAAAAAAGCGAAAAUAGAAGAUGAUAUUGUUUUAAGGGAUAUUGGUGCUGGUCAAAUAACUGAUGGAGAUGACUGCCAGCAGAAAACAGAUGGUGUGGAGGAUGGAAGCAAAUCUCAAUCUGAACAUGUUAAAACAAAGAUUGAUUUUGAUACAUUUGAAACUGAUAAUGAUGCCAAAUUGAAUCUGCGAGAGAAGAAGCUCAUAGAUUUUAGAGGAAAGCUGUAUCUUGCUCCUCUUACAACAGUUGGAAAUCUUCCUUUCCGAAGAUUGUGUAAGCUUUUAGGAGCAGAUAUCACUUGUGGUGAAAUGGCAAUGUGUUCCAAUCUUUUGCAGGGACAAGCUUCAGAAUGGGCAUUAUUAAGACGUCAUUCCAGUGAAGAUUUGUUUGGGGUACAAGUUUGUGGUGCAUAUCCAGAUAUUGUUGCACGUGCAGUGGAACUCAUUGAGCGGGAGUGUGUUGUUGACUUUAUUGACAUUAACAUGGGAUGUCCAAUAGACAUUGUGGUAAACAAGGGAGCUGGUUCUUCUCUUCUUACCAAGCCUGUAAAAAUGCAGAAUGUAAUAAAAGCUGCUGCUGCAACCAUAGAAAAACCUCUCACAGUCAAGGUGCGGACAGGCUAUUUUGAAGGGAGGAACCUGGUCCAUUCACGAAUUUUAGAUAUUAGUAAAUCAGGAGCAGCAGCAAUAACUAUACAUGGACGAACUCGGCAGCAACGCUACAGCAAGCUUGCAAACUGGGAUUACAUUAAUGAGUGUGCACAACAAGCACCUGAUGAUCUGCAGGUUGUUGGUAAUGGAGAUAUUUCUGCUUACACAGAUUGGAAUGAGCAUUUGAAUAAUGGGGCAAAUCUCUCAACAUGCAUGGUUGCUCGAGGAGCUUUAGUCAAGCCAUGGAUAUUCACGGAAAUCAAGGAACAAAGGCAUUGGGACAUAAGUUCUGGGGAGAGGUUUGACAUUUUAAAAGAUUAUGUACGUUUUGCACUUCAGCAUUGGGGAUCUGAUACAAAAGGCGUGGAAACUACCCGUCAUUUUCUAUUGGAGUGGCUUAGCUAUUCAUGUAGGUAUAUACCAGUGGGCCUCCUGGAUAUUGUACCACAGCGAAUAAACUGGAGGCCUCCAAGCUAUUUUGGAAGGAAUGAUCUUGAAACAUUGAUGGCUUCAGAGAGCGCAGCUGAUUGGAUUCGUAUUUCUGAGAUGUUGCUGGGGCCUGCUCCAGCAGGAUUCACUUUUACACCAAAACACAAGUCAAAUGCAUAUGACAGUACAGAUAAUGGUUAAUGCCAGCAUGCUCGUUGGUCUCAUUUUAUCAGAACUGACCUUGAGCAUUCUCUCAAGGCCCACUGUAGAAGCACCGAAAGGUGCAAAUUAAUAGCUGUUAACUGAUUGCUAUAUUAAUCUUAUGAGGCCAUAAUAGUGGCCAAGCUUAUUAUGCUUCAUAUGUGGUACAGAGAGCUUCUUUUCUAAACGAAUUGGGGAACAUGUUACCUUUCAGUUUUAUUCACGAGCAUCCUUUUGUACUGUCAUAUGCCAGAGCCAUAGGUAUGAGAUUUACUUCACUGAUUUAUAUAGUUGUACAAAUGAUUUUAUAGUGCA